Messenger RNA from Cheilinus undulatus (humphead wrasse), 2529 nucleotides. It is a transcript of the gene wipi1, whose product is annotated as WD repeat domain, phosphoinositide interacting 1. The transcript is spliced from 13 exons. Gene Ontology annotation, biological process: autophagy of mitochondrion; protein localization to phagophore assembly site; protein lipidation. Lineage: Eukaryota; Metazoa; Chordata; Actinopteri; Labriformes; Labridae. Gene Ontology annotation, cellular component: phagophore assembly site membrane; cytosol; extrinsic component of membrane. The coding region runs from base 426 to 1847 and encodes 473 amino acids. The record is from RefSeq and is a predicted model, not a curated record. Gene Ontology annotation, molecular function: protein binding; phosphatidylinositol-3-phosphate binding; phosphatidylinositol-3,5-bisphosphate binding.
AUUACUCUGAUUAAAGAGCUGCACCCACAGCCACAGGUUGGAAACACUCAGCUGACAAUACUAAACAGGAUGCCAUCUACAUCACACCAGCCUAUCAAAAUACAGCGUUCCCCAUCUGGCCAAUCAAAAAAGAAGUCAACACCAACGUGGGUCCGCUUCCAACCAAUCGUAAGAGGCGGCAAUGUGACGUCGUUCUAUCAGCUGUUCUUGUUUUGCUUCUUUUUCUUCUUUUCUUCUCAGGGGUCUUGCUAAUAGACGGCUAAAACAGCCGAACUCAAACCAAAUCUGAAACCCUCUGGUAUCGGCUGGAGCGCGAACUUAGCCCUCAUACUUAACAAGAUUAACUUUUCUUUCGAAUUGGAGCCGUCUUCCGCCGACAUCAAGCGAAGAGGUGCACCCGAUCCCAGGCCUCCAAUCCAGGGCGGAUGGAGGACAGGAGGCCGCUGGGAAUCGGGAUGGAGACCGGAGAGGGUGCUGGUGGGCCUGGCGGACCGGAUGGACUGGGGCCCCAGUUUGGCUGUGCUUCCUUCAACCAAGACUCAACGUCCCUGGCUUUGGGAACAAAGACUGGCUACAGGCUGUUUUCUCUGACGAUUGUGGAUAAACUGGACUGUAUUCACGAGAGUGAGACUCCAGAUGUUUACAUUGUGGAGCGUCUGUUCUCCAGCAGUCUGGUUGUUGUAGUGAGUAUUACCAUGCCACAUUGCAUGAAUAUCUACCACUUCAAAAAAGGGACUGAAAUCUGCAACUAUAGCUACCCCAACAAGAUCCUGGCUGUCAAGCUCAACAGACAGAGGCUUGUGGUGUGCCUUGAAGAGUCCAUUUAUAUUCACAACAUCAAAGACAUGAAGCUUCUCAAAACUCUGUUAAACACUCCGUCCAACCCCUCAGGUCUUUGUGCUCUUUCUAUCAACCAUUCCAGCUCAUACCUGGCGUACCCUGGAAGUGACACUAUUGGGGAGAUUAUAGUGUAUGAUGCAAAUAAUUUGAAUACAGUGACAAUGAUUCCAGCUCAUGACAGUCCACUGGCAGCUCUCACUUUCAAUGCCUCGGCCACCAAACUUGCCAGUGCCUCGGAGAGGGGCACUGUAAUUCGAGUGUUUUCCAUUCCUGAGGGCCAGCGCCUUUAUGAGUUCCGACGAGGCUUGAAGAGGUACGUCAACAUUCGCUCUUUAUCCUUCAGUCCAGAUGGUCAAUUCCUCUGUGCAUCCAGCAACACAGAAACAGUGCAUAUCUUUAAACUGGAACAACUUGCACAAAAUGAAGGGGAUGAGGCUGUCACCUGGACAGCUUACGUUGGGAAAAUGUUUUCAGCAGCCAGCAACUACAUCCCUGCCCAGGUAUCUGGCAUGAUGAGCCAGGACAGGGCCUUUGCCACCGUUCAUCUCCUUACAUCCUGCCAGAGGAAUGUUUGCAGCCUAGCAAUAAUCCAGAAGCUUCUGCGACUGCUGGUGGCAACAGCUGAUGGACAACUGUUCAUCUACAAUGUGGAUCCACUGGAUGGAGGCGAGUGCAUGCUGGCCCACAAACACAGGCUUAUUGGUGAUCAUGAUGAUGACCACAAUGAAGUAACAGGAAUAGAAGGGUCAGAGGUCACAGAGCAAACACCAGCCCCUCCAUCCUAUGCUGCAACUGCUGCUUUACCUGCUUCUGGUCCUGUCUCUACCACCCUCACUGGUUACUCUGAAGAUGGUGGGGCAAAGAAAGGUGAAGUCAUCCCAGAGCAUGAGUUUGCUGCUGGACCAGUGUGUCUGGACGACGAGAAUGAGUUUCCUCCUGUGAGCACCCAGAAACUGCCAGCUAAAGCUAGCCUUACUAUAAUGGGUGUAAAUGUAGGCAAAAGAUAACAAGAUUAGAAGAUAACUGAUUCUUUGGGGAAGUUCAUUCUUAACUACAGCAACAUUUUAAGACUAACUGAUCAUUAACUUCAACCUAACAAAAAACAAUACAGUCUGAUACAAAAACUCAGCAGUCAAGCAUACCUUAUAUAGCUAAUCAUUUUAAUUCUCUAGUUCACUCUGCUUUAGAGAGAUGAUUUAUUUUCAUAAUCUUUCAGAGGCUGCUGUCUAUGCUGAAAAAGACUGAGUUCUUGUGGCAGUCAGUUCCAACAGGAUGGGAAGCUGCAGUGUUGCUAUCAUAAAUAUAAUGUCAUAUUGCGGUUUUCAUAUUAUUUACAUGCAGGGAAACUGAUGAUAAUAUUAUAUGGGCAGCAAAUGAAGGCUUAGGUUACUUUUACCUAAUUAUUUAAUGCAGCAACUAAUGACUUUGGUCUUCCUUUUAGGUCAACUAGGCUACUAGUAUUCUUUUGUCUUAUACAUUAAGAGAAAAACAUGUAGAAUUUAUUGAUUCACAUAUUGGAUAAUUUGAUGUCCACAGAGAAAAACACCUGUUAAGGUAACUGUCCUGAAAGGUUGUUAUUGCUUUGAAUGGUUUACUUACAUUUCUCUUCAUCUGUGUACCAAAGAGCUGCUUUUGAAAAUUCUGUGAACAAAUCUAAUGGGUCUGUUCAUGUGUUUUGAUAGAUUAAUU